This is a messenger RNA of Letharia lupina, 1224 nucleotides long. RefSeq lists its product as uncharacterized. The coding region runs from base 1 to 1224 and encodes 407 amino acids. The record is from RefSeq and is a predicted model, not a curated record. The transcript has a single exon. Lineage: Eukaryota; Fungi; Ascomycota; Lecanoromycetes; Lecanorales; Parmeliaceae.
AUGUCGUUCUUCUCCUGUCUACAUAGACACUUCAUUGAGAUUACCGAAAGGUUCAACACUGAUGAAGAACCACGCCACCAUCCUGAUCAAGAGGGAUUUCGACCCACAGAAAGAGAGUGGCGUGCGAGGAGGAUAGCAGAGCUCGAGAAGUGGAAAAGGCCAGAGCAAAUGCCCAUCUCAGCUGAAACCGUAUUCCUAGGUUGGUUCCGAAGCAUGAAACCUAACUGCUAUUUCCGCAAGACCAGAGAACCAGAGACCAUUGAUGACGCCUGGAACGGACUUUCUCUUAAAAAGCGUGAGCAUUAUCUGGCCAAAGCAAAGAAGAACGAAAUCUACAACACUGCUAAGCUUGCCAAGUUUAACAAGCACUGCCCACUUUCACCCUCGGUGGUAGAUCUAUCAUUGACAUGGGCAUCCCUGUCGGAGCGGGAGAUCCAAGACUGGCUACUGAUUGGACCACGCCAUGCUGCAUUGCAAAAGUGGAAAAGAUAUCGUUUCGAUCAUCCCAGGGCUUGCGGGGGCCGCGAGACACCUGUACCAGAAACACCGUUCCGAAUCAUGGACCUCCCUUUCGAAUUGCGGCGAGGUAUUUUCUCUCUCGUGCUGAGUCAAUCGUAUCCAGUGCUUCAGUUUCCCUCAGAUGGGUCGGCAGAUACGCUAACAGGGCCGGUCGAUGUGAGGCUCUUUGCUGCGAGCAGACAGGUGUUUGCAGAAGCUGUGAGAAUCUUUUACGAGGAGAACACCUUCAGCAUAGAUACCAAGCCCAGCAGGUAUUACAAGGACAUACCUCUUUUUGUACGGCAGAGCACAGGGAAUGAAGUGCCGAGACCGACAGAUUUAAUCAAGAGGGUGAAUGUCAAUGUAACAUUGACACUAACAGAUCGUACCGAAACAGACGAUUUUCUUUUCCUUUGGAAGAAAUUCUGCGAAUUUCUGAGGACGUGCAGAAACCUGCGAAAGGUUGUGGUCACCGCGCGGAGGGCUCAAAGCUUCCAGGAGGCGAUCGACAGAGCCAUAGACCGGAAGAUCGACAAAUUGAUUGAGAUGUUGAUGAAUAUCAGAAGCGCCCAUGAAGCUGUUUUCUCGGAUAUUACGAUAUCUGAGGAAUCAGUACAAGAGCCUUCAUGUUGGCAUAAACGGCGGAUAACAGGCAUUAUUGUUCGAAGCGGCUCAGGAAAAGGAGCAGCGAUGGCCGCUACAGAGACGCAGUGGCGCACGGCAUGA